Messenger RNA from Oldenlandia corymbosa var. corymbosa, 816 nucleotides. Lineage: Eukaryota; Viridiplantae; Streptophyta; Magnoliopsida; Gentianales; Rubiaceae. The record is from the annotation of a GenBank genome assembly.
AUGUUUGAUUGUGUUCUAAGCUUUCCUGAGGACCUUAUUACUGAUAUACUAGUUCGUCUUCCUGUUAAGUCCAUAGAUCGGUUUAGGCGUGUUUCAAAGUCAUGGCAAUCAUUGCUCUCGAGUCCUAGGUUCAUCAAAGACCAUCUUGCAUUUCACAACCUUGGUGACCCUGAAAAGCUCAUCUUCACAGAUGCAUCUGAUCACUCCCCUGUUAUGUUAACUUUCACCACUGAAAACCGAGGUGGAAGUAGAAACAAUGGGGUUUCAAAAAAGCUGAUCUGUCCAUCUCUGCCUCGGAAUGAGUGGGCUAAGGGUUUAGGGUACGAUGAGAGUAGUGAUGAUUACAAAAUUGUCACACUUUCAUAUUUUUAUACGGAUAAUGAGCAUGAGCCAGACUGUGCUGAAACGUUUGUGGAUAUUUAUAGUGUAAAAAUGAAAACUUGGAAGAGACCACCGGCUUCUCCGUACGAUCAUGCUGUUCCGCAAGUUGCCCAUGGAGUAUUUGUAAGUGGCUGUUUACAUUGGUUGGCCUGUGAUAUUAAAACAAAAGGGCAUCCUUCCGUAAUAGCUGCUUUCGAUUUGGGUCAUGAGAAAUUUGAGAAAGUACCCCCUCCUAUAGGUGUUGAUGAAAGUAAAUUUGUGUUUAAUGAGCUUAUUGUUUUGGGAGGAUGUCUUGCAUUGAUUGUUGAUUCAUACGACGGUGUCGUUGAUGUCUGGGUGAUGAAGGAGUAUGGUGUUCAAGAAUCUGGACUAAAUUUACCAUCAACUAUCCUGCAGAUGGAAAUGCAUGUUCAUUCAAACUUGUUUGUCUUUUAA